Molecule: messenger RNA, 453 nt
Organism: Babesia bigemina
Lineage: Eukaryota; Apicomplexa; Aconoidasida; Piroplasmida; Babesiidae
Exons: 4
Coding region: 1-453 (150 amino acids)
Source: RefSeq, a predicted model, not a curated record
AUGACUAAUGUUACAACGAGGCUUUUGAUAAACAGGUUUGACAGUGACCAGUCGGUCGAGGAGGUCGAGCUCGACCACCAGGAGCCCAUCUCCUCGGUCAAGGAGCGUCUGUUCGCGGAGGACAUCACCAACCACCACAAGAUCCGUAUCAUCCACGGUGGACGUCCGCUCUCCGAUGACACUGUCCCCAGCGGGCUGCGCGGCUACAAGGCCGGCGAGAAGCUGGUUCUGACGGUGUUCAUCACCAAGCCGGACACUCUUGAACCGGAGGCGGAAUCAGGGACCUGUGGAAAUGGAGCACGUCCGCAUGGAUUAUGGUUGUGGCGACGCUGUGGUGCUACAAAUUUAAGCUCGCGGACUCGUUCAGGAGGUUCCCACUGUUUGUGCUAUACGUUGCAACGUUUAUAUGCUUGCACAUGGUUUUUUCGCGCCUUAUCAACUUCCGCCGAGUGA